UCUAAAAUACCUAUCAAUUCCCAAUGGCUUCAUCCAUGACCAUGACCACCUCGUUCUUUGGUGGCGCCGUCGCCGCGAAGCCAGCCAUGGCCACCACCCGUCGCAGCCAGCUGGCGGUGAGUGCCUCCAUGGAAUUGGAGAAGGCAGUGGCAGAGACCAUCAACACGAGGCGGGGCCUCAUGUUGGCAGGGAUGACCGCAGCAGCAGUGUCGUCCAUCUCGAAAGCCGCGAUGGCCGAACAGUUACUCGGCGGGUGGACGCCGGUCAAGGAUCCAAGCGCACCGGAGUAUUUUCAACUGGCGACAUUCGCGGUGUCGGAAGGAAACAAACGGAUUGAAGAGGCCUUGACUCUGGAGUCUGUGUUAAAGGUUGAGACGCAGGUGGUGGCUGGUACGAAUUACAGGCUGAUUCUCACCGCGAGGGAUCAACGUCCCAAAUCCAACAACUACGAGGCCAUUGUUUUCUCCCAGGCCGCGCCGACAUCCCUACAGCUCACUUCCUUCAAGCCGCUUCUUAAAUAGAUUUCCCUCAUAAGGUGCCGGCACAGUCCUAAAAAGCAACAGAAAGCUCAAGUUUAUCAGUUAUUAAGUGUGUGAAAAAACUAUCUAGCUCCAGUGUUUAGCACUUUUCCUAGCCUAUUGUAACAAUAAUUUGGAGAUACUUUUUUCAUCAAUAUAUAAAAGUUAGUCCCUCUUUCCUUUAUAAUUUGUCACCAUUUGACUCCACAAGGGUUUUAAGAAACAUAAUAGAGAGUGGAUUGAAAAAGAUA
Salvia splendens (bonfire salvia) is the source of this 769-nucleotide messenger RNA. RefSeq names its product cysteine proteinase inhibitor 5. Lineage: Eukaryota; Viridiplantae; Streptophyta; Magnoliopsida; Lamiales; Lamiaceae. Gene Ontology annotation, molecular function: cysteine-type endopeptidase inhibitor activity. The record is from RefSeq and is a predicted model, not a curated record. The coding region runs from base 24 to 521 and encodes 165 amino acids. The transcript has 2 exons.